This is a messenger RNA of Periophthalmus magnuspinnatus, 1139 nucleotides long. RefSeq names its product protein THEM6-like. Bases 93 to 704 code for a protein of 203 amino acids. Lineage: Eukaryota; Metazoa; Chordata; Actinopteri; Gobiiformes; Gobiidae. The transcript is spliced from 3 exons. The record is from RefSeq and is a predicted model, not a curated record.
CGGAAGCACUCGUCAGGAUCAUCCAGCCGAGUGUUCGAUGUCGCUGAGUCAAGUCAUUUGCAGCUAAACUAGUGUCCAUACAACAGCCUGAGAUGUGGUGGGUGCUGUGGCUGCUCGGGGCUCUGCUGGCUCUGUUUUCCUGCCUGGAUGUGUGGUACUUCCUGCGGGCCGGUGUGGUCAUUCUCAAAGCCUGGUUCCAGCCUCCAGUGUUCGACAUCACAGCAGAGCAAAUCCUCUCGGGCCGCGUCACAUUCAAUGACAUCGACAUGUGUCAUAUGAACAACGCUCGCUAUCUCCGAGAAUGUGACUUUGCCCGCUUUUCCCUGUAUACUCGUAACGGUGUGUUCAAGGCUGUGCGAGCUCUGAGGGCCAAUAUGGUGGUAGGGGCUAACACUAUUCGGUACAGGAGGGCGUUGUGUAUUGGAGAAGCGUAUGAGCUGAGGAGUAGGAUUGUGACAUGGGAUGACAAGGCCUUCUACUUGGAGCAGAGAUUUGUGUCAAGUAAAGAUGGAGUGGUGUGCGCUGUCAUGUACUGCAAACAGUCAGUUAUACGCAGCACCCCUGACCAGAUCAUGCAACAUCUGUGCAAGAGGAAGGUUGAGGUCCCUGAAUUCCCAGAGGAUCUUCAGCACUGGGUGAGCUUCAUCUCGGCGAGCAGUCAGGCCCUCAGAGCUGAGAGUGGACUGGAUGACAAGAACAAAUGAAGACCAUUUAUCUUCUAUUGUUAAAAGUCCUACUGGUAAAAGGAAGCUGUGUCAUCUGCUUUCAGUGCAAUAAUGGGUACAGUGUUGUUGAAAUGCACUACUAACAUGAGCGACAAUAAGUAAGGUUUAGUACAGUAAGUUUGAUGUUUACAAAGCCACAAAAAUUACUGUAUUUUUCUACUUUAAUAAAAAAAAAACGAACUGUACUGUGAUGAAAAUGUAUCCUAGCCUUAAUGCUAACGCUGCUGUCUACUUAAAGAUCAGCUAUGAGAUGCACUAAAAUUGUGAAAAGGUGUUUGAUUGAACUUGUAUUAAUAUGUUAGCUAUUUAAAACCUUUAGAUAUAUGUGACUACUGUAUCUUAUUUUAAAAAAGGAAAAGCCUACUUGUGCCUUGAUACUGUUGUUGAUGGUAAUAAAUCAUAAAGGAUACACAA